AUGGCACUCAGUUUAAGAGCACUCUGCAAGCAGGAACGUUUCUACUUAGACACGAUGCAGAAUCUGUUAGAUUUUGUUCAAAAUUAUAACUUGAUUCGAGAUAAAGAGCAACUCCCGGUGUGGCGAGAAAGAUUGGAGGAAACGUUUGAUAAAUUUCAAGGUAACCGUUUGCAGAUGGAUCUGUUAGAGGAGGAUGGUCACUAUCUUGAUGACACCUCGAUGGAAGGAGCCAGAGAUAUCGAAAGUGUACUUGAAACGGGACUUAAAACAGAUGCUAGCCGUGCAGCAAGAGAUCAAUUCGAGCUGAACUAUUGCAUGUCGUGUUUGUGGUCAAAAGCACCACACGAUGUUACACCAUCAAGCAGUCGCAAUCCAAAUCAAAGCCAGCCUUCUAAAGCACCUACAAAUCCACCUGUCGCGGAUCAAACUCAGUCUCAACCGCAGAACAGUCGAAACCCGCAAAUUGUUUCGAAUCAGACUUCCUCGCAAACCAUUCCUACGGAUGCUCCCCGUGCAUCAACAUCGUCAUCACUCAGCCAUUGCUCCACCUCCCUGGUUGCCAAUGUUCGUCAAAUUCCGUCGACUGUGUUACUGCAGACAGCUUUAGUUAAAACUUUCAACCCUGCUGGAAACGUUUUGUGGGCUAGAGUGUUGCUCGAUCCCGCAUCGCAGCUGAAUGUCGUCUCGGAACGAUUCAUACAACGUCUAUCAGUUCGAAAGCAAAAAGAUCAUCAUGUUAUUGGAGGAAUUGGCAAGGCUAUUGUCGUUUCUUCUCACUCCGUCGUUGUUCGUAUUCAGUCUCAUUAUACCGAAUUUAGUGCCGACCUCAAAUUCCAUAUUUUGAAUGAAAUAACUCGUAAACUUCCCUCAAAUGCUGUUGAUACUUCCGAAUGGAUCUGGCCGACGGAUAUCAUUCUUGCUGAUCCAAAAUUCCACGAACCUGCACGUAUCGACAUGAUCAUCGGAAUGGAGAUUUAUUACGAUCUACUCCUUGACGGGCUAAUUCGUUUGGGUCCUGAAAAACCGGUGUUGCAACAAACUGCCCUGGGCUGGGUAGUCUCAGGAAAGGUGGGAGUUCUUCCACCAAGUCAAUCGAAUACAAGUAUCGUUCACAUAUGUAGCUCAGUAGCCCUCGAUAAUCAAUUAGCGAUGUUUUGGGAGUUAGAGUCCUGUCGCUCUUCAAGCAUCAUGUCUGUCGAAGAAACAGAAUGUGAGAGACAUUUUGCGGCUACCACUAGUCGAGAUAGUACAGGGCGUUUUGUGGUAGUACUUCCAAAGAAACCAUCCGUUCUUUCUCAACUCGGAAAUUCUUAUGAGAUUGCGAAACGUCGAUUCCUUUCAUUGGAGCGUCGAUUGCAUGUCAAUCCAAAUCUACGAUCGUCAUAUGCGGCGUUUAUCGAGGAAUAUCGUAACCUGAAACACAUGCAUGAAGUCACAGAUUCUCAGACAAGUUCGAGCACAUCUUACUAUCUUCCGCAUCAUUCUGUUGUGCGAUCUGACAGCAUCACCACAAAACUACGUGUUGUAUUUGAUGCAUCAUGCACUACAGACACCGGUGUUUCAUUGAAUGAUGCUCUGAUGGUUGGACCGGUGGUUCAGGAAGAUCUCAUUUCCAUCAUCUUACGUUUUCGAACACACCGGUACGCUAUAAUUGCGGACAUCGAGAAAAUGUAUCGGCAAGUAUUGGUCCACCCAUCUGAUCACUUACUUCAACGGAUACUCUGGCGGGAUGAGCCGUCCGAACCGAUUAAGAGCUACGAGUUGACAACAGUCACGUACGGAACUUGUGCUGCGCCAUACCUUGCUACAAAAUGUCUCCAAGAGCUUUCCAAACUUGGCCAGAUAUCGUAUCCUGCGGCCGCUCAAAUGAUUGCUAAGGAUUUUUACACGGACGACCUGAUUAGUGGGGCUAACAAUAUCGAAGAAGGAAAGACUCUUUGUUCACAACUUCUACAACUUCUUCAAUCUGCAGGAUUCCGUUUAAGAAAAUAG
Molecule: messenger RNA, 1992 nt
Organism: Malaya genurostris
Lineage: Eukaryota; Metazoa; Arthropoda; Insecta; Diptera; Culicidae
Exons: 2
Coding region: 1-1992 (663 amino acids)
Source: RefSeq, a predicted model, not a curated record